GAGACGAUUCUUUUACUUAAACUUUUCUAUACCUUUGGUGUCUAGUGGCAGUCGUUACUUUUUCCUGUAGUUUAGUGAUCAGAACAGAUCUGACGAUUACGUUUCCGUUCUGCAACUUUAGAACCGAAAGUCACGUGUACUGCAAAUGUGUAAGUACAAUUUGUCACAGGCGUAUGUAGAAACCAGGCAUGGUAUGCGUGUCCGAAUUCUACUUAAACGUGUCAAACGCAUUUGCUAAACAUUCCCUUGCAUGGUUGUUGUUGUCCGCUAAGGGAAGAACAUGUAUGGUACCGUUAUUCCGGUCUACCAUACACAAUAUCCGGUCUCUUAUGUCCUAUGAGCUGUGUGCUCCAGGUUACAAUUCCUGGAACGAGAAGAAUAGGAACAUGACAGGUGUAAAAACGACAAGGACAAUAAAUAUCUAGUCGAACAAUUUGACAGCGCAAUAUCCGUAACGUAACGAAAGCGGAUAUCACUUUAUAAGAAGUCCCUACCUUGUCUCUCGCCCCUUAACCCAUGGAACUGAAAGUCCCGCCCCCUCUCUCCUCCAUAACGCCCAUUUAGAACAACCCGUUGCAACGACUGGGAACGAGUUGAGUGUUGUGGUGAAGGGCGGGGAUAACCUUUAACAUCAGCAAACAGAUCAUGUAAAACCAGUGAUCAGAAACAUUUAAUAAGCCUACUUGCAAAUAAGGGAUCAUUAUAUUUUUGUUCUAUUUACUUUGUACUUUUUCUGUGGAAUAUCUCUUUGCUUUUGUUUUCCUUUCCCCCCCCCAACUACUUGCUUGUCUGUUGAACAGAAAAAAACAGAAUGUUGCAAUAGCAGCACAUUUUUGGCCCUGCCCUGUUCAUCUCUGUUAGGCUAAAGGCCUGUGUGUGUUUUUGAGGGCUCACAAAGCAAAGGCUGACUGAGAGAGUUCCGUGGCAUGCGGGUUAAUAGUUGGAUCUAAUUAGGACAAAAAUUAAUAAGAUGCAAUGCUCUGUUUCCCUGGAAACACCAUGGAUGGCAGUCGGGUUCAUUAGCACUCACAGUACUGCUCCCUCUCCCCUGCAACCACAGGGCGGACGGGGGGCGGACCGGGGCUUGUGUAAAUAGUUAGUCAACAUUCACAUCUUGAGGUCCAAAGGAAGGUUUAUGGAGGUCAGGAGAGAAGUGUGAUCUAUUUGGUCUCAGGGAGCUGGUUGUAUGAGGGAGGCAGAGGGAGAGAUAAUACAAUAUUAUGGAAUCAAUACAAAAUCUAAUCAAAUCACCAAAAGUUGUUGGAAACUGGUAAAAGAGUACUUUAUUUAUGUACCCAGUCACCGUCAUCUGACCCAGGCGAUUCAAAAUCAGCACACAAGUAACAACAUUAAAAGUAGGGAUCUACAUACUGGCAGGCCAUAUUGGCAUGACAAUGGCUGUCAUUAACUAUUGAAGUUAGCCUUUAGUGGCUUAUAAAUGUGCUUCUGAAAUGAUAUAAAGAAAUCUUGAAUUGGUCCAUCUGUCAUUUACAAGAUUUCUUUCAGGUAACUUGUUUCUUUGACUCCUUAGAAUUGCUGACAUUUCCUAAUUACACUGGCUUUUUAUCUACAAGCACUUACUGCUGCAAUAGUAUAAAGUGCAUCAAAGCAUAAACUAAACAGAGUAUAAAAUAUAAAAAAAUAGUCGCCGUUAAUGGAUAACUGAUUACAAAUUGUAAUCGCAGGCAAAUGUCACUGAACAGGCUCUUUGGUUCCAGUGUUGGAAGGCAUUUUGUUUACACUGUUAAUGCAUCAAACUGAGAAUUUAAUAUUGGAUAUGUAAACAUGGCGGAUGAGUGUAUCCAUAUUUAUAUUUAUAUAAAUACAUUUUAUUAAUAUAGAUUUUCUUUUUUUAUAUAUAGAAUAUUUAAAACCCGCCGGCAUUGAUACACAUUUUAUGGAUUUUCGUUCCAUCGAAAAUUAAAUAACGUGUGUAAACAGAAUAGGAGACAGGAUAGUGCACAGGGUGACUUAUCAAGCAGUGUGUCUGUGCAACCUAAAUCACUUGGGUGUUACUGACUCAGCUUUACACACCCACGCAUGCGCGCACGCUUGCGAUGAAUGUGUUCCUGUCAGCUGUACUGAUGAGGGAGGGUCGAUCACUGUCUCGUUAUACAAUCUGAUUCUAGACUAAUUACUUGACAAAAUAGGUUGAAUACACCCCCUGGCUUUCUCUCUUACUAUUAGGCAUAGUUGUUGGACAAUGUUGAAAAAGCUGUAAUUUCUACGGUUCAAUUGUCGUCAUUGAUAAAAUGUGCCUUUCCAUCAAGCAUUUGGGAAAAAUUUGGAAUCAUGUGGAGGCUUUUCAGUGUAAUUUAGUGUUGUGGCCUGUUGUCACACUACUGACAUAAUGGGCUUAAAUCAAAUCAAAAGAAAACAAUGCAGAAUUGUGACAUGUAACUGACAUUGGUGGUCAGUAAAACUAGAAUUGGUAUGGCAUUAAAGAAGGCAUCUGAACAGAAAUAACAGAAAAAAAUAUUUAGCAUGGAUAGUAAUACUGUGGUUUUGGACACAAUUUAUUAUGGACACAAUUUGAAAAAGGACAGUUUAAUUGGCAUGCACAUUGGCAUGGCUUUCAUGACAUAUUAGACUUUCUUAUUGUUUGAUCAACUUUGAAGCAUCAAUUGAAGCUUAAAAAUAAAUGUAAUCUGAAAAAGAAAUUCUGUGAUGGCAGUUUAUUCAUCACUGGAAAUCUACAGUACAGCGCAUACCACACCAUCCAAAGAACAUGGCCGAUAUUGUAGAUAACAUUUACAGCCAACAUAGUAGCAUGCUUAUUUAAUCUACGGGCAUGUGCUUCUAAAAGCCCAUCUUAAUAAAAGCUAUAUAACAGAUUAUAUUCUAUAAUCAUUUGGUAUGAAGUACACGUCGUCUUCCAAUGUGAAUAAGAAAGUAGUCUUGUGUCUCCUGAACUGUUUGGAAGAACCUUUUUAAUGGUCGGGCAUGGAGAUGAGUGUGGUCUUAUUAAAGUAUCUACAGUGAACUCCGAUGUAAUACCUCUCUAGUCACGCCAUUGAUUAGCGUGUGGCUGCCGAGACCGCGAUAUUUGCUUUGCGUCCGGUAAGGGUAAACUGCUGAAAUGACGGGCAGACCAUCGACACACAUACACACACAAGUUCAUGCACACACACACAUACACCUGUGAAUGUUUCACCAAACAUGCUAUGUCAAUGACCUGUAUCUUAAAACCGUCACAUCUCAACUCCUGCCCACAAAACCAGUGUGAAAACCAAUCCUUCUCCUAACUCCUAUGGGACGUUUCAUCUUAAUUUAUUUUCACAAGCUCCAUUUAUAUGAUACCGGACAGAAGAAGACCCCUGAGAAGAAGGAUGGAAGGCGCAUGUCUUUCCAGAGACCCAAAGGGACCAUCGAAUAUGCUGUGGAAUCCCGGGACACGCUGAACAGCAUAGCGCUCAAGUUCGACAGCACACCCAAUGAGCUGGUGCAGCUCAACAAGCUGUUCUCCAGGGCCGUGGUGCCUGGCCAGGUUCUGUACGUCCCUGAUCCAGAAUACAUCUCCAGUGUGGGAAGUUCCCCCUCCCUCAGUCCCAUCAGCCCCCUGUCUCCCACCUCCUCUGAGGCUGACCUGGAGAAGGUGACGGACUCGGAUGGCCCCCCCAGACCAGAUGGAGUCCACCCCCCAGUGUUCUCGGCCCUGCGCCACGGCCGGGUGGUGUCGUCUACCUCGGAGGAGGAGGAGGCCCUGACAGAGAAGUUCCUGAAGAUCAACUGCAAGUACAUCACAGAUGGCAAGGGCGCGGUGAACGGCGUGCUGCUGGUCACGCCCAACAACAUCAUGUUCGACCCCCAGCGUAUGGACCCCCUGGUGCUGGCCCACGGCUGUGAGGAGUACGGCAUCAUGUGUCCCCUGGAGGAGGUGCAGUCAGCCGCCAUCUUCAAGGAGAUCACCGACGCCAAGAUCAGGGAUGGCGCGGUCGGUGACCUGGAGCCGAUGCCGGCGGAGAGACACCCCUCCCAGCUGACGGACGGCGAGGCGCCUCCCCGGGAGCCCGGGGCCAACGACAGCGGCGGCAGCACGGCGCCGCGCAGCACUGAGGGCUCCGUCUCCGAGGACGUCUUCACCGAGUCGGAGCUGUCGCCCAUCCGCGAGGAGGAGCACCAGGCGUCCAGCGACGACCUCUGCCUGAUGGACAAGUCCUCCGGCGCCUCCACCGAGUCGGUGCAGACCGUCACCCAGCUGGACGUCGGCCCCCCCUCCGCCUCCCGGGGCGGAGACGGGUCGGCCAGCGAGCCGGCAAAGGCUUCGGCCCCCGUGGAGGACGUUCCACCAAACACUGCAGCGGAACCCCGGGCCCGCUCUCCUACGGUGUCCAAGCAGCACAGCCUAGAGGGCACCGCAAGCACACCCGCCGCGUGCGCUGCGAGCGGCCCCACCGGCUCCACCAGCCAGGCACGGGGGAGCGGCGACGGCUCGUCGCGCCCCGGGUCCGAGAGCUCGGCCGAGCCCGGCGCCGGCGAGCCCCCAACCAGCCAAGAGGGAGCCUGCGGCGAGGGCGCCACGGACUCUGUGCAGCGGGCCGGGGAACACAAGGACACAGUGGAGCCCACGGAGAAGGAGGGCCCUCAGAGCGCCGCAGAGGGAUCAGUGGAGAGACGAAAACCUCGCUCUCACAAGUUCCUGUGUCUGCGUGUGGGGAAGCCCAUGAAGAAGACGUUUAUAUCCAACGCCAGCGCCUCCAUGCAGCAGUACGCCCAGCAGGGCAAGAAGCACGAGUACUGGUUCUCAGUGCCACAGGAGAGGUCUGAGCACCUGUACGUCUUCUUCAUCCAGUGGAGCCCGGACAUGUAUGGGGAAGGGGUGAGGGGGGUGGGCCGGGAGCCAGGGUUCAGGGUGGUUAAAAAGAACCAGGAUUCGGAGAAGGCCGCAGAAGAGCCCGUCACUGAUAUCAAUGUGAAAGAGUGGGAGGUAGUGUCUCUGACGGAGUACCACCGUAGGAUCGAUGCGCUAAACAGCGAAGAUCUGCGCUCACUCUGCAAACGACUUCAGAUUACCACCAAGGAGGAGGCCAAAACACACCAUGGCACGUCCAUCAAAACGGAGCUGGAGCCAGAGACCUUCAAGCCCAACCUCAGUGAACCUAGCGACCUGCUGGAGGCCGAGCAGAUAGAAAAGUUGGCCAGGAACCUGCCCCCACGGACCAUCGGCUACCCGUGGACGCUUGCGUUCGGCACGUCCAAGCACGGCAUGAGCAUCAAGUCCCUGUACCGGGCCAUGCAGGGCCAGGACACGCCCGUCCUCAUGGUCAUCAAGGACAGCGAUGGACAGGUGUUUGGCGCGCUGGCCUCCGAGCCGUUCAAGGUGAGCGACGGCUUCUACGGCACCGGGGAGACCUUCCUGUUCUCCUUCAACCCAGAGUUUGAGGUAUGUGGUACAAUACUUUUAAGGUGGCGUUUUCUGUGCUUUGAUUUCCCCCAGUCGGGCGAAGGUGUUUGAAACGUUGUCUUUGGAAUGAGACUAAUUUGAACGAAAAUGUCCCCUUUCAAACUUUUUUUUAAGUGUAUAUCAUCAAACUAAAUUCCCUGCAGUGCGCUUCAUGUUGCGUCUCCGUGUCAUUGACGCAUCUGUCUAUGAUUGGAACAACCUCUUGUCCUGUGAGACGUUCUAUGUGCGAUAAGGGUGGAUCCCCUGUAUCUAAGAUACCAUUUUCACUUUCUUUGUUUAAAAUCUUCUCAGAAAACGUGUAACUUUUAACCAAUUAAUAUCAACAAUUAUGCAGAGUUAGACAUCAGCUGUCAGACUCUUUCAUAAUGCAUAGGGUUUAUUAUUUGUGUUGUCUACACAAGUUUAUUUAUAAAGUCCUUAAUCACAUCUACAGACUCAAGGGGCUUCAUAGGCUUGCUUUGCUGCUAAUGGAGGAGAAUGAGCAGACUGCUCCCAGACCGUAGACCUCACACGGCCAGGGAAAACACUCUGAAUAUCCAUUUACAGUAUAAAAAUGUGCCUAAUCAUGGAGGGACUUGGAGAGUUCUCC
Messenger RNA from Gadus chalcogrammus (walleye pollock), 5993 nucleotides. It is a transcript of the gene oxr1a, whose product is annotated as oxidation resistance 1a. Gene Ontology annotation, cellular component: nucleus. Bases 3251 to 5455 code for a protein of 734 amino acids. Lineage: Eukaryota; Metazoa; Chordata; Actinopteri; Gadiformes; Gadidae. Gene Ontology annotation, biological process: response to oxidative stress. The record is from RefSeq and is a predicted model, not a curated record. The transcript has 13 exons.